Sesamum indicum (sesame) is the source of this 1289-nucleotide messenger RNA. Lineage: Eukaryota; Viridiplantae; Streptophyta; Magnoliopsida; Lamiales; Pedaliaceae. The record is from RefSeq and is a predicted model, not a curated record.
AUAUAAAGGGAAAGCCUUUUGUUCAAUCGCCAAACUCUCGUCUUCCAUUCCACCCUCCCGCCCCCGCAUUUUGCCCUACUGUUAAAUCUCUCGCCUCUGGCCAAACUCUUGGAGCGGUGCAAAAGGAGUUUUUCAUUCGUUUGCCAUGUCUCAGGUUGAUAACAGAAACUCUUCAGCAGCUAAACGUGCACGAACGGAUGGUGGCCGCAGGGAAGAUGACUGGACGUGCCCUAGCUGUGGCAAUGUGAAUUUCUCGUUUAGGACAACUUGUAACAUGCGUAACUGCACUCAACCUAGGCCAGCUGACCACAAUUCAAAGUCUGUUCUAAAGCCAGUGCAAGCACCUCAGGGCUACUUAUCUGCAGCUCCCUAUGUAGGAUCUGGUGCACAGUCCUCCAUGUAUAUGGGCGUGCCGCCUUAUGGCUCUUCUGUGUUAAAUGGGACAUCUAUGCCUCCAUAUGAUGUUCCAUUUUCUGGCGGCUCAGCAUAUCAUUACAACUAUGGAAGUCGUUUUUCUGGAGGCAGCCCAUAUCGACCCUUGCAUUUAUCAGGACCCCCUCCUUACACAGGUGGACCAAUUAUGCGAAAUGGUGGGAUGUAUGGUGUGCCACCAAUGAUGGAUCAAUAUGGCCUGGGUUUCCCUAUGAGCCCUGCCAUGGGGCCAGGACCUGGUUUUUUCCCAGAGGGUAAAUCUCAGAACAAAUCUGGUGAUGGAGCUCGUGACAAUGACUGGGCAUGUCCCAAAUGCGGCAAUCUGAAUUUUUCCUUCAGAACAGUUUGCAACAUGAGGAAGUGCAAUACAGCUAAGCCUGGAUCUCAGGGUGGCAAAUCAGGCAAGAAUCCAAGACCAGACAUGCCAGAAGGAAGCUGGAAGUGUGAGAAAUGCAACAACAUCAACUAUCCUUUUAGGACCAAGUGUAACAGACAAAAUUGUGGGGCUGAUAAACCUUCUGAGCCAAAGAAGUCUCCUCCAGAAGCAGCUGACACAAAAGAUCAGUGAGUACUAGGCAUGUUUGAGAAGGUCCAGAGUUGUCGUCCAACAUUGCUCAGUGUGGGUGUCUGAAAGUCAGUCAUGUCAUCUCCCUGUUGCUGCAGUUAUCGAGUUAUUCUGCCUUCUUACAAUUCGUGUCGAGUUGUUGUACUAACUCUCCUGGUAUCUUGUGGUCUUUAUCCUUACAAAUUAUGUGCCAGAUUACUCUGGCUAGAUUAUGAAUCUGGUUGCUUUUGUCUAGGAAUCUGUACUUUUGGUAUCUCAUAUUUUAGUGGUAUGACGUACAUUUCUAGCUAUA